CGUUACUGUUGAGGAACAAGUAGCAAUGUUCCUGUCAGUUUUAGCCCACCAUAAAAAAAUAGAGUUGUUCGUUUCGACUUUUGGAGAUCCGGUCAAACAAUAUCGCACUACAUACACGCCGUUUUAGGGGCUAUUAUACGGCUACAUGAUAUGUUCUUAUCCAAGCCAGAGGCUGUUCCCGCGGAUUGCAAUGAUCCACGAUGGCAGUGGUUUAAGGGCUAUUUAGGGGCAUUAGACGGCACGUAUGUCAGUGUCAUGGUUGGUAACGAGGACAAACCUCGAUAUAGAACAAGAAAAGGGCAAAUAUCAACGAAUGUGUUAGGUGUAUGCGAUCGGAAGUUGAAUUUCAGUUAUGUUUUAGCCGGUUGGGAAGGUUCGGCUGCGGACUCUAGAAUCUUACGAGAUGCAAUUAGUAGACCUCAUGGCCUUAAGGUCCCAAAGGGGAAGUACUACUUGUGUGACAAUGGUUACGCGAAUAGUGAUGGUUUCCUAACGCCGUUCAAGGGCGUUAGGUACCAUUUAAAAGAAUGGGGACCAAACAAUGCACGCCCACAAAAUAAAGAGGAGCUUUUUAACUUGAGACAUAGUAAAGCAACGAACGCCAUAGAGAGAGCCUUUGGGAUCUUGAAGAUGAGAUGGGGUAUAUUAAGAUCGCCAUCCUUUUAUCCAAUUCGAGUGCAAAAUCGACUUAUAAUGGAAGCAUUUUUACUUAACAAUUUCAUUCGGAUGGAAAUGCCAGUAGAUCCUAUUGAGCAGCAACUAGAUGCCAUGCCCCAAGACAAUGAUGCAACAUUAGAUGGGACAUCCGAUGAAUUUGUAGAUGAAGUUGAUAGUUCCCCCCAAUGGAACGCGGCGAGGAAUGCCUUAGCCGAGGCAAUGUGGUUACAAUAUGUGAAUAACAAUUAGG
Messenger RNA from Salvia miltiorrhiza (redroot sage), 907 nucleotides. RefSeq lists its product as uncharacterized. Lineage: Eukaryota; Viridiplantae; Streptophyta; Magnoliopsida; Lamiales; Lamiaceae. The transcript has 3 exons. The coding region runs from base 151 to 906 and encodes 251 amino acids. The record is from RefSeq and is a predicted model, not a curated record.